GCAACAAAUAAACGUAUUACUUAUGCAACUUGUUAGUUUUUAAUUGUGACAUAAACAUAACUGCAAAGACCUAGGAACCAAACUGUGUAUCGCACUGGGUGAGAACUCAUAAACCACAGCAAAGUUUAUUCACACCGAUGUGGAACUGUUCAACUGAAUAACUCUCGUGUUGUUUUACAGUGUGUAACUUUUAUUCUUAACCUUAAAGAAGGCGUACUCAUUUUGUAUACAGUUUACUGACGUUAAACAGACACAUUACAUUUGUGUCAGUGGGGGUUUAUGUAAAAAUAGCGCAGUUCACAUAUUUUACCUAUAACAAUUUGUUGGUUUCUUAUAUCUUUUCUCUUAAUUAUGUAAGUGAAAGUAGUAAGUUUAUUUUGAAGGAGUUUUGAAUGAGCUAGUGUUAACAAGCGGAUGUCACAGCACGACGAAAUGGACAUAUCGGGAACAGUAACUUCACCGCCUCCUCUGGGUGUUGGAAUUGGUGGUCUCCGAUACCACGCGUGUGGAAAUAGUUCAGGGAACUUGAGUGACUUCGGCGCCUUCUGUUCCAACAUCACUGAAAGCGUGAACGGUUACGGUCUGCACCCUCUUCCAGAGCCGCAUUCUCUUCAGCUGAUCCAGAAAGUCGUCUCCAUUGUUGUUCCUAUUCUCUUCGGACUCAUCGUCCUCGUUGGACUCUUCGGCAAUGCUCUGGUGGUGCUGGUAGUCGCGGCGAACCAGCAGAUGCGGAGUACUACCAACCUACUUAUCAUCAACCUGGCCGUCGCUGACCUCCUGUUCAUCGUCUUCUGCGUCCCUUUCACCGCCACCGACUACAUGUUACCGUUCUGGCCGUUCGGAGAUAUAUGGUGCAAGAUUGUGCAAUAUCUCAUCGUAGUUACGGCAUACGCUAGUGUCUACACGCUCGUUCUUAUGUCACUUGAUCGAUUCUUGGCUGUAGUUCAUCCCAUCACUUCCAUGUCGAUACGCACAGAACGCAACGCCAUAACCGCCAUCGUAGUGACGUGGGUAGUGAUCCUACUUGCGUCUGUACCAGUGUACCUUAGUCACGGUGAAGUAACAUACACGUAUUCGUCCGCUGAGCACACCGCCUGUGUGUUCCUGGAGGCUGAUCCCAUCAACAGACCUGACGGAUACCACAAACUCUUAUUCCAGAGCAUCUUCUUCGCCACGUCGUACGCCACACCCCUGGCGCUCAUCUGUGGCUUGUACCUGUGGCUGCUAGUGCGACUGUGGCGCGGGGCGGCACCAGGGGGCCACGUGUCGGCAGAAAGUCGCAGGGGCAAGAGGAGAGUCACCCGCAUGGUCGUCGUCGUGGUCGCCAUUUUUGCCGUCUGCUGGUUCCCGAUACAGCUGAUCCUGGUACUGAAGAGUGCCGACAAGUACGAGAUCACCAACAUAAGUGUUAUGAUACAGAUCGUGAGUCACGUGUUGGCAUACAUGAAUUCCUGCGUUAAUCCAAUUCUGUACGCCUUUCUUUCGGAUCACUUCCGCAAAGCGUUCAGGAAAGUCAUCAACUGCGGAAGCGCGCCGAAUGCUCAGACCGGCCCCCGGUAUCACCGAACCUCCACCUUGCAGCAGGCCCAAGCGAACGGACGUGGACCCAACAACGAGUGUUGUGAAAAUGACAACAAGAGCGCGCUUCUGAACGCCAGCAAGACGACUCGCGUGAACGGGAGCAGCAACAGAGACAUCUUGUGAGACACAAGGGAAACCAACAUCGCUACCAUUUCGACGUCGGUGAUAUGAACGUACACUAGAAACUACGGUGUUCACAGAUAAUUUGUGAAACCAGCAGUGUAUAUGGAAACUAAUCAUCGGUGACGUACAGUUUCGUGUUGGUUUGUUGUUCGACCCAUAUUCCCCAACAGUGACUUGUGACCUCUGAUUUCAUUCUUACAAUUACCUGGUGCUCACGAUUGAACAAAUCAACUUUUUUAACAAAGGUCAAUGACGUCUACACUUUUCUUA
Molecule: messenger RNA, 1974 nt
Organism: Zootermopsis nevadensis
Lineage: Eukaryota; Metazoa; Arthropoda; Insecta; Blattodea; Termopsidae
Source: RefSeq, a predicted model, not a curated record